Pollicipes pollicipes is the source of this 1955-nucleotide messenger RNA. RefSeq names its product phenoloxidase-activating factor 2. Gene Ontology annotation, molecular function: serine-type endopeptidase activity. The record is from RefSeq and is a predicted model, not a curated record. The coding region runs from base 221 to 1267 and encodes 348 amino acids. Gene Ontology annotation, biological process: proteolysis. The transcript is spliced from 9 exons. Lineage: Eukaryota; Metazoa; Arthropoda; Thecostraca; Pollicipedomorpha; Pollicipedidae.
GCUAUAGUUCACGGCGGUGGGCGAAGGGUGGUGCACGUGCGUCGUGGUACAAGGCUCAUACCUCCGUGAGGGGGUCGAAACGAGUCCCUGGAUCCAACUCGAUCGCCGCUCCGGCGUCCACCACCAGGGCGACUGUGCCGCGCCGCCAGCCGGAACUGUCCUUAUCUCCAGACUUUUGGAGAUAAGCUGCCAACUCUGCGCCUCCAGAACUCCAGCCAGAAUGUCACCAGACAGACUCGGAAUAUUGCUGCUGCUGGCAGCCGUCUUGAUGACGUCAUUGGUAAGAUCAGAACACCUCGGCGACUCACCAGAAGACAACGAUCUGUGUGACUGCAUGGAGUACUGGGAGUGCAUUCUCAACAAAGGCUCGCCGCGCGGCCUGUGUCCCAUGUCCAACAAGUUCUGCUGCUUCAUGCCUCGCACCUCGCGGCAUCACGUCAAGCCGCUGAGCCUGCUGACCAUCUUGCCGCCGGCGCGGCGGCGCAAGACGUGCGGCACCAAGGGCCACGACAGCGACAAGGAGGGCUUCGCCGAGAUGGCCGAGUGGCCCUGGCACUCGGCCAUUCUGGAGAAAGAGGAAGAUCUGUACGUAUGCGGAGCGUCCCUGCUGGACGAAAGCUGGCUUAUCACGGCCGCCCACUGCGUCGAUGACUACGCGGCGCUGGGCAACCGGCUGCACACUGUGCUCAAGGUCCGGCUGGGCGAGUAUGACGUCAGCUCGACGUCAGAGCCGGUCGGCCACGAGGAGAUCGACGUGGAUGACGUCAUCAUCCACCCGCAGUUCGACAACGCCACGCUGGUCAGCGACAUUGCGCUGCUCCGCCUGCGGACGCCAGCUAAGAAGCAGACCAACGUCAACGCGGUCUGCAUGCCCAAGCACAACCACGACUCGGCCUUCAAGGGCAAACGCUGCUACGUCACCGGCUGGGGACGGACAAACGAGACGUCCGAGCACUCGGUCGUGCUGAAGGAGAUCCCCGUGCCGCUGUGGGACCGCGACUCGUGUGACCGCGCGCUGCGCACCCAGUUCGGUCCCAACUACCGCAUCCCGGAGACGGCUCUGUGCGCCGGCGCCGAGGGACGCGACGCCUGUGACGGCGAUGGCGGCGGUCCGCUGGUCUGCGAGAAGGAGGGUUUCUGGUACCAGGUGGGAAUCGUCUCUUUCGGAAUCGGCUGCGGACGGAAGAACAUUCCCGGCGUGUACACUCGCGUCAGCGCCUUCGAGACCUGGAUCGUGCAGAGCAUAAGCCGUUUCGAGCGGCGAUAGGUCGACGUGCGAGCUGCCAUCUGUGAGCGACCGCUUGAACUGACAAUACGCCGCCGUACCAUCUAGCGGUGACUGCGGUGGCUGAAACAGUGGUUGCCGCCACCAGGCGGCCAGCCGGGACAUAGCAGGCGGGCCAAUGGUGUCUUAGAACUGAUGGGCAUGUGAUAAUUUGGCCAAUCAUCGCAGAGCAGCAGUUGCGGGGUGACUCAUGGCAAGUGUAACGUGGAGCGGUUAGAUGGGAGAUGAAUGAAGAUAACGUAAAGAGAAGGUGGGGACACAAAAUAGACGACGUUUGCUUGUAAGAACACGUGGGAAUGGAAUCGAGCUCAUCGUGCAAGCGCAGCGCAAUGACCCACGUUGAAGUCAGUGAUGUGUAUGAAAUGUGCCGGGAUGGUGUUGAAAAAACAGUGUAAUCCAAACUGAUUUAAACGCGGACGUUUUAGGACAUUUUUUAGGUAGUUGUUGAGGCAUAGCUGUAACUUUAAUCUGUAACGGUCUCUGUUUGGGUGCAUUUUUCAAAGUCAAGCGGAAAAUGUGUCAGCAGCGCAGCGACUUGAUGUAAUCUGUACAAUGUCUGACUGUGUGUUUAUGCAUUACACGUGGUGCAUGCUGCAAAAAGCCACUGCAAGAUUCACGAGUUGUGAGAGACCUGGCCCUAUGAUGAAUACAUGUUAGCUAGAAUUUAAGA